UAUUUUUGUAUAAAAAUGGAGUGGUUUGGUGCAACUAGAUAUGGUGUACAAGAUCCCAUCAAAGAUAUGAUGAAGACUGAUUAUCUGGAACCUAGAAAACCAAAAGACUUGGUCAAAGUCUACGAAUCAAGUGAUAAAACUAAACCUUUUGCUACCUACAUCGCUGAAUUGGACGUGUAUUUAGGUCAAGCCGAUGGAAAUGCUUAUAAAUCCUAUGCCAGAUUGAUUAAAAUGCGCAAAAAAGCAAAUUUUAAACCUUUUGGGCCGGCUGAUAUGUAUAAAUAUCCAGGAUGCGCAUCGAUGGAAUAUGGAUGGUUUUUGAGUGAUCCGAAGCUUCAAAAUGCGACUUGGCACGUCACACACAACCAAUAUGCAUAAUCAAAGCAUAUUUUAUUGACUUUACUAUUUUACAUCAUCUCUAAAGAAAUAUAUGUGUGAAUGGUUGCAUAA
Molecule: messenger RNA, 450 nt
Organism: Dalotia coriaria
Lineage: Eukaryota; Metazoa; Arthropoda; Insecta; Coleoptera; Staphylinidae
Exons: 3
Coding region: 16-378 (120 amino acids)
Source: RefSeq, a predicted model, not a curated record